Molecule: messenger RNA, 5240 nt
Organism: Linum trigynum
Lineage: Eukaryota; Viridiplantae; Streptophyta; Magnoliopsida; Malpighiales; Linaceae
Source: the annotation of a GenBank genome assembly
GUGUUGCAUAUCACAUAUGUAUCACGUUUGACACUUCUUGCAACACAUUUCAAGUGUUGGUAAAUGUGUGACUUUUCCCAGUAGUGAAGGAGAUGCUGAAGUCUUCAUUCUUUAGCUUCCUAGAGGGGCAGAUUCAGAUGCACCUGAAAAACCAGUGCUCAAAAACCUUCCGCAUACUCUAGUUGUUCCAGACUUAGGUUUAGAGUCGCGUAACUAUGUCCAAAACUGCCAAUCGAACUGGUCAUAGUGUGGCAAGAAAGAAAAAAAACACAUUUUCUAGUUGUCUUCGUUUGGUUUAAAGUUGCUCUCAUCUUAUUUGGUAUAGAGUUGCUCUCAUCUCAUUUUGUUGUUUAACUGGGGAAGGAAUAUGUAGGGCAACCUUUUUUUUUUUUUUUUGUAUUAUUAUAUUGUCAUGGCACAUUUCAAGAAAGAAAAAUGUACAAUAAUACCACAGCACUCAACACACACUAGUUGGCAGUUGCAGCCCUAUAUUCUCCUUAUAUCCCGCGACAAACUACAUGAGUCCAUGUCCUUCACAAAUCCACGGUGGUCGACGAUUCCCAAGACUUUAGCCGUCUCGUUAAGAAAAAGGUCCACCGGGAAUCUUUGCUUCGCCGAACGGAACAAGAUGUUAGCCUUGACAAAGCUGGUAAUUAAAGCCUCCCACCCUGAGCUCUUUGUCCCUCGAAUCCAACUGUAGCUUUCUCGCCCAGGUCCAGCCAGCUGUUGAGGAUCGACUACGAUGAUGAAAGCCUAUAUAACCAUAUGCCUCGAGUGUGUAAAUGUCAUCUAUCAGGCUGCAAAUGGCAAUUAUCCAUCAAUAGCAAAUUAUACCCAAACCCAAGUACACACAUUGAUAUAUAAUUGAUACGGUAUGUAUAAGAUAUAUAUGGGUUUGAGGGUUUGUAGAUGGAUUUGGUUAAGAUAGGAAUAUUAUGGGUUGUAUAUGGAUAUUCAUUUACUUAAAGGUGUUUUAACUACACAUACAAAAAUUGAACCUAGCUAUUUGUAAAAUUUGAAAACUUCAUGUACCAAAAUGUAAGACAAAAAAAUUUAGGUGCUAAAAUGUAAUUUUUUGUCGAUAUUUUGAGGACUUAUAUCCAAAUUCCAAAAUAAAUAAAUUUAGGUACUAAAUAUGUAUACCUAUUAUGUUUAGGUACCAAACUAUAAUUUGCAUUUGGGCCGCAUGGGUACAAAUUCAACCCAAGUAAAUGGGCAUGGGUACAAACCCAUCAAACUCUACCCAUAUCCAUCUAUUUGGAUUUCAUAGCCAAAUCAAUCGGGUUGGAUAGUAAAAUAUCCACGGGUAUGAGCAAAUUUGUCAUCCCUAGCUGCAUUCAUCAAACUCCAUGCAUGCAGUAGAGUGGAGCACUUCUACUAUGCUAUAUAGCAUUGGUGCUUUAAUGUACAACUUAAAGUUGUACCAUAACAUUAAAUGUAUAAGUUUAGAUUGUACCAUAAAGCAAUUUGUACUAUUAUGUUAUGGUACAACUUUACAACUUGAAAUUGUACUAUCACAUAAAGGUACAAGUUCAAGUUGGACCAUAAGAGAAUUUGUACCAAAAGUAUAGGUACAAUCUGAAGUUGUACCAUAACGUAAAUCUACAAUUUUAAGUUGUACCAUAAAGGAAAAAACCUAUAGCACCAAUACUAUAUAGCAUUGUAAAAUUUCUCACUAGAGUGUCAUAUUGACAUGUAAAGGAAGAUAGGAAUUCUUUCCCCUAUUAUAUAGCAUGUUUCACGGGUUCUCUUACGCGUAAAAUACAAUAGACAUUACGUAAUGGGUACGUGAAGGUUUACAGUAAAGGACGCUCCUUUUACGUAACGAAAUGUUAACUUCGUGUUAUGUAGGGGUGAAUAAACACACCCGAAAAUCGGCCCACCCAUCCAACCCGACCCAACCCACCCGUAUUUAUCGCUAAAACGAAGGUUUUGGGUUGGGUGAGGAUUUUCUUUUGUACAACCCGCCUCUUUUGGGUUGGGUUUGGAUUUUGGAUUACACAACCCGUAGAACCCGACCCAAUCCGUGUUCCAACUAUUGGUAUGAGUUCGUAUCCAAAAAUAUAUUUAUGUCGUAUAUAGCCAUACUUAUGAGAAAAUUAAGAUAUUGUGUCAUGUUUUUCUCUCAUGGUCUCCCUAAUCUAAUGCAUUCUUCGACUUCAAGUUUAGACAUAAAUUUAAUAUAGCUAUGAUUCACAUAAUCCUUUUUAUUGUGUACAAUUUUAAUAGAAUAACAUAUUAUGGAUGCGUUCGUUUAUAACCUUUUUAGCCUAUUUCAGCAAAUGUCGUGAAAAAAACUAGACAUAUUUUGAAGUAAAUCACAUUUUAUUAAAAUUGAAACAAUAUUUUGAAAUUUGAUAUUUUUCACCUCAGUUUAUUCGUUUGAAAUUUUAAUUAGUUAUAAAAUAUUUUGUUGGCGUAGAAUAAUUAUAUAUUUUUGUUGGGUUGGGUUUUUACGUAAAAAUAUCGCCAACCCAAUCCAAUUAGAAACAAACCGUAGGGUUUUUUUUUUUUAGUGAGUUUCGGUUUGAUAUUUUCCAAACCGUAGUAAAUGGGUCGGGUGAUUAAAAUGGCUAAACUCUUACCACCCAACCCAUGUACACUCCUAGACUGUUACGUAAAGUGUUAAGUCAUUACUGAAGUCUUGCAUAACGCUUCUGAUGAUUUUAGUGUCACACAAGAAAUAACUAUCUCGUUCCGUAACUUUUACGUAAUCGAUGUGCAUUUUACGUAAAAAGUUGUAAAGUGUCGUUAGUCGUUACAGAAACCUUACGUGAUUCUAUGCGAGUUAUCUAACUUGAAAUAUAACAAAGCAACUGUAAUUUUUUUUUUUUCCUCCUUCUUUUUUUGGACUUACACAUUUGGCAAUCGGCAUAUCCGUCUCAAGAAACUUCAAUUGUAUGCUGGUAUUCUUUUCCUCCGGCCACAUAUAUGAAUGAUAUCUCAUAUCUCCAUCCCAAAGUUCCCUAUAUAUACUUGUCACCCUCUUCAUCCCUCCCUUCCAAACAGCCACAAUUUCACACAUAAAAAAGAAAAACAGGGGACAAGGGAGAGAAAGACAGAAAAUGUGCAUUGCUGUUUUUCUAUGGCAAGCUCAUCCGCUCUACCCUCUGCUUGUCUUGCACAACAGAGAUGAGUACCACAACAGGCAAAUCGAUUUUCCCUACUCCUACUUCCUCUGUUCUUUCGUGUUUUAAUUAAGAUGUGAUAAAAUACGAUUUGCUAAAGCGCUAACGAGGGUCGAAACCGAAUCGAAAUAGUCGAGCAGAGGCUCGAGUAUAUGCAUGUCACUCCUGUUUAAUUAACUGGUUGCUAUGGGUUUGUACGUACAUACUGUAGGCCUACAGCAGCAGUGGAGUGGUGGGGAGGGAGCUGCGAGGAAAUGGAGGUUCUUGGGGGAAGAGAUGGUGUGGCGGGAGGGACAUGGUUGGCUUGUUCAAGAGGAGGCAGAGUGGCAUUCCUCACCAAUGUUUUGGAGCUUCAUCCCUUCCGCAAUGCCAGACCUCGUGGAGAGCUCCCUGUUCUUUUCCUCCAGGUAAAAAAUUAAAUUUGGUUGACGAGUUCUGUGUCAAGAGCGAGUUAUACGCGAUUUGUGAUUAUCGGGGUCGGGCCGGGUGUGAAUUUUGUUAAAACUCGGUCCGCUUUUCAUCUGACUCGCUCCAGAUCAAAAACAAAAGAAUGUCGAAUUUGUAUAACUUACUCUUUCCGCCUUUUGGAUAUUUUUGGUUUAUGAGGAGAAUGAGUGAGUAUCUAUCUGAUAAAUAUCAUGGUUAGUAUUUACCCAACUAGGUAACUCCUAUCAUGCAUAAGAAUGGAAGGUUUCAGCCAAAAAAAGUCUUUACACCCUGCGUGUCUAUUAACCUACCUAAACAAGGGAUAUGUCUUGCCAUGUCUUUAGUGUUUAAGAAGACGUUAGGUGUUGGGAGCGUCGCCUAGGCAUUUUUAACUUUUAAGUGAAAAUAGCAUUUUUAAUAGAAAUGACAAUUUUAUAACACUUUGACUUUAGUUCGAUUUCAAAUGAUUACUAACUUUGAUAACCCUAAAACAACAAGCAAAAUAUGGCAUGAUUUGCUAGAAUAACGAUGGUGAAGAGUAGGACAGAGGGUUGGGUCGACUAGAGCUGUAGAAGAUGGGCUACAUUUUUUUCUUAAUCUUUUGGUUUGUGAGUGUGCUUAAUUGCGUCUCACUUCGAUUAAUCACACCAAUUAACCAUGCCUUGCUUGCAUAGUUGCCUCAUGGGCAUAAUGAGCACAUAAUUGUUUGCCUAGAGCCUAGACGAGGCGUUUUGUCACUGUCUAGCGCUUAGGCAUACACGGAAUUACGCCUUCCUGAACCUUGGUGUUUAGUAAUGAAACAAAAAAAUAUGUACAAUGUGAGAUCUCAGUGACUUUUGUCUUCGAGCAUUGCUCGUUUGACUAGUGAAACGCAAAGCGCAAGCUGACUCGUCUCAAGUAGGGCUGCAAAUGAGCCAAGCCGCUAGCGAGCAACUCGGCGUUAUCGAAAAAAACUCGUUUGACACUCGACUCGUUGUUUAACAAGCCGGCUCGCGAGCCGACUCGUUAGUAAACGAGCCAAGUUUGAGCUAGACCAUGCUCAGCUUGAUAAGCUCGUGAGCUAGCUUGACUCGGUGGCUUGUUGAGCUAAGCUCGCGAGCUGGCUUGUUUAGAGCUUGUGGAAGGAUUAAUUACUCUUUUGAACAUGAAAAUUAUCAUGUUAACAAGGAUGUGUAUGGAAGUUAGAUGUUAUUAUUAGUUUCUAGUGUUCUUUUUAUCAUUUUUAGUUUCUAAUAUUCUUAUUUGUACACAUUUUUCCAGCAAAGAAUGGUUUCAAAUCGAGCUCAUCUUGACCCAAGCUUGUACUCAGCUUGACAAGCUGUGUUAAUGAGCAUUUAUCGAGCUCUAUCGAGCCGAGCUCGAGCUGGAUAAUUUUAAUCGAGUCGAGCUCGAGCUGGAUGAUCAAAAUUCGAGUUCGAGCCGAGCUAGAGUUGAAAAAAUUUAUAAACGAGCCGAGCUCAAGCUGAGCAAAAGCUCAACUCGACUCGCCUCGUUUGCAGCCCUAGUCUCAAGUAUCUGAGUAAUUGGAUGAGAAUGAUAAUAUACUUGUAGAUCGACGACUAUUAACUAGUGUACUUGACCAAGACUUGACGGAGACUAGUCAAAAUUCCUUUUCAACUUGUUGAAUUAGUAGAUUCUUUUUGAAUCUUUCCUCAACAUUACCCUAAAUAAUGACCUAAGAUUACC